This is a messenger RNA of Hyaena hyaena (striped hyena), 2660 nucleotides long. RefSeq names its product prostaglandin-endoperoxide synthase 1 (gene PTGS1). Gene Ontology annotation, cellular component: neuron projection; cytoplasm. NCBI's taxonomy places the organism in Eukaryota, Metazoa, Chordata, Mammalia, Carnivora, Hyaenidae. Gene Ontology annotation, biological process: cyclooxygenase pathway; response to oxidative stress. Gene Ontology annotation, molecular function: oxidoreductase activity, acting on single donors with incorporation of molecular oxygen, incorporation of two atoms of oxygen; peroxidase activity; heme binding. Bases 73 to 1875 code for a protein of 600 amino acids. The transcript has 11 exons. The record is from RefSeq and is a predicted model, not a curated record.
CAGAGCUCAGGGGUAGAGACGCACCCCAGGAGCUGGCCGUCUACAUCCCGCAAGCAUCAGCCGCCUCGAACUAUGAGCCGGAGGAGUCGUUUGCUCCGGUUCCCGCUGCUCCUGCUGCUGCUGCAGCCGCCCCAGGUCCUGCCCGCGGAUUCCCGGGCCCCCGCGCCGGUGAAUCCUUGCUGUUACUACCCAUGUCAACACCAGGGGAUCUGUGUCCGCUUCGGCCUUGACCGCUACCAGUGUGACUGCACCCGCACGGGAUAUUCUGGCCCCAACUGCACCAUCCCCGAGCUGUGGACCUGGCUCCGGAAUUCACUGCGACCCAGCCCCUCUUUCCUCCACUUCCUGCUGACUCAUGGACGCUGGUUCUGGGAGUUUGUCAAUGCCACUUUCAUCCGAGAUAUGCUUAUGCGCCUGGUACUCACAGUGCGUUCCAACCUUAUCCCCAGCCCCCCCACCUACAACACAGCGCACGACUACAUCAGCUGGGAGUCCUUCUCCAAUGUGAGCUAUUAUACUCGCAUUCUGCCCUCCGUGCCCCAAGACUGCCCCACGCCCAUGGGAACCAAAGGGAAGAAGCAGUUGCCGGAUGCCCAGCUACUGGGCCAUCGUUUCCUGCUCAGGAGGAAGUUCAUACCUGACCCCCAAGGCACCAACCUCAUGUUCGCCUUCUUUGCACAACACUUCACCCACCAGUUCUUCAAAACUUCUGGCAAGAUGGGUCCUGGCUUCACCAAGGCCUUGGGCCAUGGGGUAGAUCUCGGCCACAUUUAUGGGGACAACCUCGAACGUCAGUAUCAGCUGCGGCUCUUUAAGGAUGGGAAACUCAAAUACCAGGUGCUGCAUGGAGAGAUGUACCCGCCAUCGGUGGAGGAGGCGCCGGUGUUGAUGCACUACCCACGGAACAUUCCGCCCCACAGCCAGAUGGCCGUGGGUCAGGAGGUGUUUGGGCUGCUUCCCGGGCUCAUGCUGUAUGCCACGCUCUGGCUGCGUGAGCACAACCGUGUGUGUGACCUGCUGAAGACUGAGCACCCCACCUGGGGUGAUGAGCAACUCUUCCAGACGGCGCGCCUCAUCCUUAUUGGGGAGACCAUCAAGAUUGUGAUUGAGGAGUACGUGCAGCAGCUGAGCGGCUACUUCCUGCAGCUGAAGUUCGACCCAGAGCUGCUGUUUGGUGUCCAGUUCCAGUACCGCAACCGCAUUGCCAUGGAAUUCAACCAGUUGUACCACUGGCACCCACUCAUGCCUGACUCCUUCAAGGUGGGCUCCCAGGAGUACAGCUACGAGCAGUUCCUGUUCAACACCUCCAUGCUGGUGGACUACGGGGUCGAGGCCCUGGUGGAUGCCUUCUCUCGCCAGAGCGCUGGCCGGAUUGGUGGGGGUAGGAACAUGGACCAUCAUGUUUUGCAUGUGGCUGUCGAUGUCAUCAAGGAAUCCCGCGAGCUGCGGCUGCAGCCCUUCAAUGAAUACCGCAAGAGGUUUGGCAUGAGACCCUACACAUCCUUUCAGGAGCUCACAGGAGAGAAGGAGAUGGCAGCUGAGUUGGAGGAGCUAUAUGGAGACAUUGAUGCCUUGGAAUUCUUCCCGGGGCUGCUUCUGGAAAAGUGCCAUCCAAACUCCAUCUUUGGGGAGAGUAUGAUAGAAAUUGGGGCUCCCUUUUCCCUCAAGGGCCUUCUAGGGAAUCCCAUCUGUUCUCCAGAGUAUUGGAAGCCAAGCACAUUCGGUGGUGAGAUGGGCUUCAACAUGGUCAAGACAGCCACGCUGAAGAAGCUCGUCUGCCUCAACACGAAGACUUGUCCCUACGUUUCCUUCCAUGUGCCUGACCCCCACCAGGAUGACGGGCCUGGUGUGGAGCGGCCAUCCACAGAGCUCUGAGCGGGGAGGGCAGCAGCACUCUGGGGGUGGUGAACUUUGUGCUUGUCAUCCCAGAAUGCUGAGGCCGGGGUUGAAAAUCUUAAACGUUGGGUAUCUGGUUUGGCAUUGAGAGUAUCAAGGUCGACAUUUAGUACUUUGUGUCUCUCACCCAUUAUCUGGAAUAUUGUGGUUUGUUAUUCUAAAUGCUGAAUUCCUGAUUGACCAUCCAGAAUGUUAGAAGCGAUUCUUCUUUGACAUGCCAGAACACUGAGUUCCUGGUUGAUGACCUAGAAUGUCAGAUUUCUGGUUGACUUGGAACAUAGUCAUUCUGAAAUGUGGAGCUCCUGAUGAAAUCAUCUAGAAAGUUAAGGGAUUCUCAUUUUGCAUUCUAGAAUUCUGAGUGGCCCUCCAGAAUGUUGGCUUUCUGAAUGGCAAUUCAGAAUGUCAUGUUCCUGGUUGCUGAUCUUCUAGAUCAAUGUGCCAGAUCUAAUAUGCCAGAUCAAUCUUGAUCUGAAUGUCUAGAAUGAUUUGAUUCAUUUUCCUGCUCAGUGAGAUAUCCACAGAGCCGGAGAAUCUAUGGUUUAAGGUCUAACAAGAGUGCAUUGCCCGACUGUGUAUACCAAGGGGCAAGGAGUUAGGGUGUUCUUCUGGGGAUUCCAACUUAGACCCUGGUCCAAGGAGAUAGAGAGAACAGGUGGCUUUUUUCCAGGCCACUGGUUGGAAGCCACCAGAGUUCUGUCACCAUCCAUGUCUUGACUCAUGGCAGCUGUUUCUCAUGAAGCUAAUAAAAUUCUUUUUCCAAAUUU